GGUUGCUGGACCAACAUGAGCUUGUUCACGAAGAAGGACUUGGGGCUGUUGCUCCCCGACACCGAGCCUGGCGAUGCCAUGUCCUUGCGCCAUUCAAGGCGCCUUGAAGAGACAGAGGAAUAUGAAGCCCCAUUGCCAAAAGUCGACUCGACCAAGAAAGUCGCGCGGUAUCGUGCCGGCCACGUCCCUGAAUUCGCCGUCGGAGAACUCAUGCCAGACGACGGCCCUCGGUUUCUCGCUGGGUCCAAGAAGCCUGCUGUAUCGUCGCGGGAGAAGUCGAUCACCGUUCCCAAUGAGCGACGAAAGAUCGUGGCGCAAAUCGUGAAAGCUUCGUCCUUAGCAAUAGCCCCCCAACCAUCGGCCCCGAAGUUUGCGGCUCCGUUAAUCGAUUCAGAAUCCGACGCAAGCGAUGAUGACGUCGAUCGUCGUGCGCGCCUUCGAAGUAAGAUCCUCGCUCAAAAGCGAGACGAACCAGAGCAACUCCUCUCCGUCUCGACCGAAGCGCUUGCCCUGGAAACAACUCCCGGCCCAUCCAUCGCCGUCGCCCCAAGCCAAUUGGCGUCGUCCGAGUCCGAGUCGUCCGAGUGGGAAACCGACACCGAUUCGUCCGAUGGCGAGCAGAUGCUGAAGCCCAUCUUCGUGCCCAAGCGUGCCCGGGACACCAUUCGCGAGCAAGAGGAGAAGCUCCGAGCCAUGGAAGAACGCGACCAAGCACUCGCCGAGCGGGCUUUGGAGAAGAAGGCCGAGUCGCGCAAGUUGGUGGCGGAGGUGCUGUUGCGUGAAGAGGGCGACGCGGCGCAGCGCUUGCAAGACGACGCGACUGACUCGGAGAUGCCAGACGACACGGAUGGGCUGCACCCGGAGAAGGAGCAGCAGGACUGGGAACUGCGCGAGAUGCGCCGUCUCAAGCGGGACCGCGACGCACGGGACGAGCGCGAGCGCGAGGCGGCGGAAACGCUGCGACGGCGACACAUGACGGACGAAGAGCGCGAGAAGGAGGACGCGGCGCUGGGCAAGCAGACGGAGAAGGAGAAGAAGAAGUGGAAGUUUCUGCAAAAGUACUACCACAAGGGCGCGUUUUACGUGGACGACAAGAGCAUCAAGACGGAUACCGACGUCCGCCGCCGCGACGCCGACGAACCCACGCUUGAAGACAAAACCAACCGGGAGAAUCUGCCCACGGUCAUGCAGGUCAAGAAUUUUGGCAAGUCGGGGCGGACCAAGUACACGCACUUGACAGACCAAGACACGACCGACCACUUCACUGCGCUCAAGAACGACGAGCUGCGAGCGCAGUACGCGUCCAAGCUGAGUGGACUCAAACCAAUUAACCCUGCCCCGUUCAAGAGACAGCGUCGUUAGCCAGCUACAGAUGACUGGCUAAACCUUAUCUCAUGACUAUUAUGCCAGAGUGUGUGUCUUUUAAACCAUAUCUUAUGGUGUUGAUGGUACUAUUAUGCCAG
Messenger RNA from Aphanomyces astaci, 1463 nucleotides. RefSeq lists its product as hypothetical. The coding region runs from base 16 to 1362 and encodes 448 amino acids. The transcript has 5 exons. Gene Ontology annotation, biological process: mRNA splicing, via spliceosome. The record is from RefSeq and is a predicted model, not a curated record. Gene Ontology annotation, cellular component: U2-type spliceosomal complex. NCBI's taxonomy places the organism in Eukaryota, Oomycota, Saprolegniomycetes, Saprolegniales, Verrucalvaceae. Gene Ontology annotation, molecular function: RNA binding.